This is a messenger RNA of Brenthis ino (lesser marbled fritillary), 3060 nucleotides long. The record is from the annotation of a GenBank genome assembly. NCBI's taxonomy places the organism in Eukaryota, Metazoa, Arthropoda, Insecta, Lepidoptera, Nymphalidae.
AUGUGGACUUUUGAUGAUGCGUCGCGACUAGACGCGGAUAUGGAUGGCAUGCGAACGUGCCCAAGCUACGAGGCCGGGUUUGACGCGUGUGAUCCGUUGGGAUCGGUGUUCGAGUGGUCGGGACGUGGACCAGCGAGGGUUCUCAGGCGGCGCUGUCGAAGCGAAGGCGUGGAUAGGUCGCCAUACGAGGAUGUAACGCGUGAGUUACACCGCUCAGCGGAUAGUAGUACUCGCCAUCAUCGCGCUCUACCGAACAAGAGCUACUUCACCAUAAAUAACGGACACGACAUUCGCUUUGAUAGGUUCCAUCACGAGUGCUCUCUUCCGGCUUCUCAAAACGGGGAUUACCUUAUGGCUCAUGAGAGUAAUAUUCACCAUGGUUACCAACCUGGAAGAACAAAAUUUCAUAGAACAAGUCCAACUAGGCCACUUUUAGUCACCACUUUAUCAAACACCAAGCUAGAUGACAGCCGUUUACCAAAAGUUGAAGAGUUACUGGAAAAAGUAGAUCAGGAAAUGAUGGAAGUCACUAUGGCCAAGCAACCUUUAAAAUCUAUACUUAACAAUCCUUUGCCUAAAUCUCAACCACAAAGUAUAUUAAAGAAAACAAAAACAAGGUCUUAUCAGGAUCCAAAGUCAUGUAUUGAGGGUAGAAGAAGACAAAGAGCAUCUAGUGAAUCUGACAACUUUUAUUGUAAUUUUCACAUAGGUUCACCCAUACCAGGAUAUGAAAGUCACUUAUCAUAUCUGUCAAGUAAUAUGAAGCGAGUAAAAGAUAAUUCAGGUACCGGAUAUUCAUAUGGUACAGCAAUUGCAGCUCUCGGAAGUUCACCUGCAAAAAGUCCUUCAAAUUAUUCAAAAAGUAUUAGAUGUACUUGCCGAGAUCAAGUAGUUAUAGCUCCAAAGGAUGAUAUGUACAAAAUGCAUGUGUUAAGAACUACGGCUAUAAAUAGUGAGACUGUUGAUAUUUCUGAUGAAGUGCCUCGUCAAGACACUCAUACACCGACACGUCCCGCGGUGAGCCCCGCUCUACCGGUAAGCUCCGUAACAGCGAUACCCGUUGCGAAGAAAGCCGUCAAAACAAAAAAGAAAACUAAAACGAAAAUAAAGACCGCCAAAAUGAAGACCAGCACAAAAGAUGUUAUCGGAGAGACUGACGAUUCGAACAGUAGAUCGCCGUCACCUGAUGACCCGACUGUAGAGACAUGGCAAAUGGAUACCGACUCUAUAGAGGUAGAGAAACUAGACAAACCACCACCAAUAACGCUAGCUAAGAAUGAUCUAGAACAAAACUCCAUGGUCAAGUUGGCAAGCAAACUGAAUGGGACGGUCGUUUCUCCUAAGACCGUGCAGUCGAAAGAAUCAUCAUUAAAUUUGCCGGAGUCUAUAAGCAAUUGUCUCCGACCAUCUUUAUUCCCUCGCGUCCCUCCAUACCUUAAAUUCGUAGGUCACGAUGAGACGACUCCCUUAAAAAUCCCCUUAGCGAUACAAAAACAUCUAAAAUGGAAAGUAACAACAAUUACGCCGAUAGUUGUUAAGAAAACUUUGACGAAUUCUGGCUUCAAAUUGGUUAAGAGUGAGUGCGAUACAGCGGAAUGUCCACAAGAAGAAACAGUCGACUGGAUAGGCAUAUGGGGCAAACAUAUGAAGUCAAUAAUGUUCAGAGCGAUCAAAGACGGACAGAAAAUGAACCAUUUCCCCGGAACUUUUCAAAUAGGAAGGAAGGACAGGUUGUGGAGGAAUCUACAGAAGUUAGCGUCUAAGUAUGGAGUUAGUGAGUUCGGUAUCAUGCCCAAGACCUACGUGUUGCCUCACGACUUGAAGAUAUUGAAACAUGACUGGGAAAAGUAUGCUGCGAAUAACGAAAAGUGGAUCAUUAAACCGCCUGCAUCAGCUCGAGGCACGGGCAUCAAAGUAGUGUCCCGAUGGACGCAAAUACCCAAAAAGAAACCCGUCGUGGUCCAGCGCUACGUGUCCAAGCCCUACCUCAUCAACGGCAGCAAGUUCGACCUCAGGCUGUACGUGCUCGUCACCUCCAUACACCCGCUGAGGAUAUAUCUAUAUAAGGAUGGAUUGGCUAGGUUUGCUUCGGUAAAAUAUAACGAUGAGUUGUCAUCGCUAAAUGAUAGAUACAUGCAUUUAACUAAUUACUCCAUCAAUAGACUGUCAAAGAGUUACACUCCCAAUGAGGACUUUGCCGCUUGCGAAGGACAUAAAUGGACUCUGCAAACUCUAUUUCAAUACCUAAAGACUGAACAGAAAGUAGACGUAGACACGUUGUGGGAGAACAUAAAGGACCUCGUGAUCAAAACAAUCAUAUGUGGGGAAGCAAGCAUCAGUUCGCUGACCAAAGCUAACGUCACAUCGAGAUACAAUUGCUACGAGUUGUUUGGUAUCGAUGUAUUGCUGGAUCAGGAUCUGAAACCCUGGCUAUUGGAGGUGAACAUCUCGCCGAGCCUGCACAGCGCGUCGCCGCUGGACACGCACGUGAAGGGCCCGCUGGUGGCGGCCGUGCUCAACGCGGCGCAGUUCCAGGUGCCCGCGCGCGCCGACCUGCACGCGCUCGACCGCGACCGCCCCGGCAAGCUGGCGGGCUUGCCUUAUGAUAGUAGAUUAUACACUGUAUACCUAUCUAAGGAAGAAAGAGACAAGCAUAUUAUUUAUACUAAUAUGGAAGAUAGAGAUAUGUACCUGCGCGACAUCCUGGCGACGCUGACGCCGGACGACGUGCGCCACCUGCUGCAGGCGGAGGACGAGCUGACGCAGGGCGGGCGCCUGGAGCGCGUGUUCCCCACGCGCGCCACGCACCGCUACCUGCGCUACCUCGCCGGCCCGCGCUACUACAACCGCCUCUUCGACGCCUGGGAGACCAGAUACGCGGCCGACCGCGCGCCCGGUAUCGAGUUGCUGCGCGCGCUGUGCGACAUCGGCUACCACCUGGAGACGCCGCCCGUGCCGCUCAAGGUACCCCCCGCGCCGGCGCCCGCGCACGCGCCCCCCGCGCUGUGUUCCGUGCUCUUGUUGUGUGUGCUCGCCUUUAUUAUCAAUCAUUAUGUGUUG